AUGUAUAAGUUACCUAGUUCGAUGUGUAACAUCAUUACAGAACAAUUAGUCGUUGAUCAAGUUCCGAGUGAUAAACAUGGACUUCAGUGAUGUAUAUAACUCUGAUGUCAGAGUGAAGGAGGAACCAAAUGAUUUUGCCCCUAUUGAAAAUGAUGAUUAUCAGAUAAUUGACAAUGCACACGAUGCUAACACUGAUGAUCAAUCCUUGCGAUGUCUAGAAAAUUUUACUCGUGGCCCUGACGAUGUCGAAGUAGAAUUCGAAUGUAAGGACGAGAAGCUCGGCAUUAACUUAUUAGUAGUCAAGAAAAUCGAGGACGAUUAUCCAGAUCAUUUGCAGCAUAUGGAAAAUAGUUACGAUAAUCAAACCCAAAAGAAAAUUAAAAAAGAAAUUGAGGACGAAAUAAAAGAAGAAUUGAAUUCGGAUGAUGAACUCAGUGAUGCAUUUGAUGCAAAUGAAAAAACAUUUGCUCAAAAAAGUCUAUGCAAAACCCAAACUGAUAAGGGACGCAAUCGUACCAAAUAUCCAUGUAAUAUAUGCGGUACAAAAUUUACACGAAAAGAUAAUCUCAAGGUCCACAUCGAUGGACAUAAUGCUGUUAAACAUGCGUGUGGUGUAUGUGGAAAAAAAUUCACACACAAAUAUACUCUAAAAAUGCACAUCGAUGCGAUGCAUAAUGGUAUGGCACCUAAAUGCGACAUAUGUGAAAAGACAUUCAUACAAAAAGGAGAUCUCAAGAGGCAUAUCGAUGGACAUAAUGGCGUUAAACAUGCGUGUGAUACGUGUGGAAAGACAUUCACACAAAAAGGAUAUCUCAAGGUCCACAUCGAUGUAGUUCAUAAUGGUAUGGCACCUACUUGCGAAAUAUGCGGGAAAAAAUUCUCAGCAAAGACUGCUCUCAAAUUUCACAUCAAUGCGAUGCAUAAUGGUAUGGCACCUACUUGCGAAAUAUGCGGAAAGAAAUUUCAAACGAAGACUAAACUCAAGGUCCACAUCGGUGCAGUUCAUAGUGGUAUCAAGCAUACGUGUGUUACAUGUGGGAAGACAUUCACACAAAAAGGAUAUCUCAAGGUCCACAUCGAUGCAGUUCAUAAUGGUAUGGCACCUACUUGCGAAAUAUGCGGGAAAAAAUUCUCAGCAAAGACUACUCUCAAAUUUCACAUCAAUGCGAUGCAUAAUGGUAUGGCACGGACUUGCGAAGUCUGCGGAAAGAAAUUCUCAACGAAGACUAAACUCAAACUCCACAUGGAUGCAGUGCAUAAUAAGAUAACUCACGCAUGUGAUACAUGUAGCAAAAUAUUUACGCUGAAAGAUAAUCUUAAGAAACACAUCGAUGCGAUGCAUAAAGGUAUGGCACCUACUUGCGAAGUGUGCGGAAAGACAUUCUCACUAAAGGGUAAUCUUAAAAGACACAUGAAUUUGAUGCAUAAUAAGAUAACUUACGUUUGUAAUACGUGUGGCAAGACAUUUUCACAAAAGGAUAGUCUUAUAAUUCACAUUAGAACACAACAUGGAGACAUUGAUUACGCAUGUGUUUAAUGCGGAAAAAAUUUGCACAGAGGAGAUACAUAUGCACGUCAAAUGUAUGUAUAAUGUCAAUACCCAAGCACGGGAUCAAUGCAAAAGAUCUCAAAACGUACCUAUCAAUACCGCGCAAAAUGAUUUAACAUCGAGACAAAUGAGUGGUUAUAAAACUUUCAUUGAGAUAGCGCAUCUUUCACGCAUUACCACCUAAUAAAUGUAUAAAAUGUUCAUUUAAAUUUUGUAAAAAACAAUUACUAUUAUAUUUUGGAUUACUCCUGUGUUUUUCAUCUCACUUCUUACAAAACAAUCGAGUUU
Trichogramma pretiosum is the source of this 1837-nucleotide messenger RNA. Its product is annotated as gastrula zinc finger protein XlCGF57.1-like. Gene Ontology annotation, molecular function: DNA-binding transcription factor activity, RNA polymerase II-specific; RNA polymerase II transcription regulatory region sequence-specific DNA binding. Gene Ontology annotation, cellular component: nucleus. The record is from RefSeq and is a predicted model, not a curated record. Gene Ontology annotation, biological process: regulation of transcription by RNA polymerase II. The coding region runs from base 77 to 1537 and encodes 486 amino acids. Lineage: Eukaryota; Metazoa; Arthropoda; Insecta; Hymenoptera; Trichogrammatidae. The transcript has 3 exons.